AUGGCCCCAAUGCACAUUCAAGAUCGUGUUUACGAUGCGUCAAUCGCGGACCCAGAAGGCUUCUGGAACCACCAAGCCGAGAGUGUCUUCUGGCAUCGAGAGCCAAUGCGAGCCUUCCAGAAGGGCAAGAAGACUCUUAAGAGUGGCGUUACGCAUGAUCACUGGAGCUGGUUUCCCGGAGGAGAAAUAUCCACCACGUACAAUUGUGUCGACCGACACGUCAAGGACGGCAAUGGAGAGAACGUCGCGAUAUGCUGGGACAGUCCAGUCACCGGGCUUAAGGAGCAGUAUACGUACCAGCAACUUUUGGAAGAGGUGGAGACAUUGGCUGGCGUUCUGAGAGAGGAAGGGGUGAAGAAGGGUGACGUCGUGUUGAUCUACAUGCCAAUGAUACCCGCCGCCCUCUUCGCCAUGCUGGCAAUCGCCCGCCUCGGCGCAAUCCAUGCUGUGGUUUUCGGCGGCUUCUCACCAGCCGCACUCGCCCAGCGUAUGGAGGCUUCCCGCCCUAGGGCAAUUAUGACGGCUUCCUGCGGCAUCGAGGGAAAUAAGGGACCAAUGGGCUACAAGCGGCUCAUCGAAGAGGCCCUUCAGAAGUCGAGCUUCAAGCCUGAGAAGACCAUUGUCUGGCAAAGAGAGCAGCUGCGGUGGGAGCCCGUGAUGAAGGAGAAUGGCCAGCGGAAUUGGCAGCGUCUGGUGAAGAGCGCGAAGAAUAGGGGAUUGAAGGCAGAGGCAGUUCCCGUGGGAAGCGAUGAUGGGCUGUAUAUCAUAUAUACGUCUGGAACAACUGGUCUACCCAAGGGCGUCGUACGAACGGCAGGUGGACAUGCCGUCGGCCUCAACUUCUCCAUCAAAUACCUCUUCGGCGUACACGGCCCGGGCGACGUUAUGUUCACUGCAAGCGACAUUGGCUGGGUUGUUGGCCACUCCUACAUCGUAUAUGCUCCAUUGCUCGCCGGCGCUACAACUGUUCUGUUCGAAGGCAAGCCCGUCGGAACGCCAGACGCUAGCACUUUCUGGCGCAUCAUCGAAGAGUACAAGGUCACGACCAUGUUCACCGCGCCCACGGCGCUGCGAGCCAUCCGGCGAGAGGACGGCGACAACGACUACUUUGAGAAGAUCUACGGUGAAAGAGGUGGACUCCGAACUCUUCGAGCCUUGUUCCUAGCUGGCGAACGCAGCGAACCGAGCAUUGUUCAGAUGUACCAGAAGCUGCUCGAAAGGCAUUGCGCGGGCGGUGCGCUGGUAGUCGACAAUUGGUGGUCAUCUGAAUCCGGAUCGCCUAUCUCGGGGAUCGCCCUCAGCGCGGCGGCAGGACAGGACUUCUCCUCAGGGCAUCGCCAUAAACCGCUCCUGAUUAAGCCUGGAUCUGCUGGCAAGGCCAUGCCUGGCUUUGACGUGCGGGUCGUGGACGACGAGGGCAAGGAGUUGAAGAGGGGCGAAAUGGGCAAUAUCGUCAUGGGGAUUCCGCUCGCGCCGACGGCAUUCACGACGCUCUGGGAGGACGAGGAGAGGUUCUACAGGAGCUACUUGAAGAGGUUCAACGGGAAGUGGAUCGACACCGGUGAUGCGGGUAUGAUUGACGAGGAGGGAUACAUCUCCAUUAUGUCGCGAGCCGAUGAUGUUAUCAACGUGGCUGCCCAUCGAUUUAGUACUGGUGCCAUCGAGCAAGCUAUUACCACUCACCCCGAUAUCGCUGAAGCGGCUGUAGUCGGCAUCCCAGACGCCCUCAAGGGCCACCUCCCUUUUGCCUUCAUCACCCUUUCCAUGCACCACCACCCGCACCCUGCCGUCCCCAAUGACAUGCUCUUCAAGGAAGUGCAGAAGCUGGUCCGCGAGCAAAUCGGUGCGAUCGCUAGCCUCGGCGGCAUAAUUCAAGGCAAGGGCAUGAUUCCCAAGACACGCAGCGGGAAGACGCUUCGUCGCGUGCUGCGUGAGCUGAUCGAGAAUGCGACGCAUGGCGAGAUGGAUAAGGAGGUUGUGAUCCCGAGCACGAUUGAGGACAGGGAGGCGGUUGAGGUGGCGAGGGCGAAGGUGAAGGAGUAUUUUAGGGUCAAGGGCAAGGAUUUGCACAAGGCUAUCGAGGUGAGGGCGAAGUUGUAG
Trematosphaeria pertusa is the source of this 2100-nucleotide messenger RNA. Its product is annotated as acyl-CoA synthetase/AMP-acid ligase-like protein. NCBI's taxonomy places the organism in Eukaryota, Fungi, Ascomycota, Dothideomycetes, Pleosporales, Trematosphaeriaceae. The record is from RefSeq and is a predicted model, not a curated record. The transcript is spliced from 3 exons. Bases 1 to 2100 code for a protein of 699 amino acids.